AUUUGAGAAAGUAUUGGUACCAAAAGUCUUAUUUAAAUGAGUUUGCAAGGUGAAAAUGUAAUUCAAUUUUACAAUCAACAGUCAAUUAGUUGCUCCAUGAUACAACAAUGGAGGAGAAGAAGAAGCAACAGCCAAUCAAGGGAAACGACACCGUAGCAUCAGCAUCAGCAUCAGCAUCAGCAUCAGCAUCAGCAUGGAAGGCUUUUCUGGUACAUCCGAUAUGCGGAAUAGGGCUUGCAUCGGCGUUACAGGUGGCCCACAAAAUCUACUCCGUCGAUCUCAAUUCCGAUCCUUCAUACCUCCGUCUGAUCUGGGUUAUUGCGGCUCCAAUUGUGAUCCUUAUUUACAGUCUUUUCCGGAAAAAUCCAAAAAAAUUUCCGUACUGGAAAGCUGUUGGACGAGGCAUAUUGGGGCUUCCUGCUGGGGCAGUAGUGAAUGCACUUGCAGCUAUUGCUUUGGGAGCACCAGUUGGCAUUAAGUACUUCACAAGGACCCUUCACUGGUCACUGUUGAUGUCAUUGUUUACCGUUGUCCCUGCAGUUUCUGUUUUUGGUUUAUCAUGGACCAAUUGGCAACGAAUAUUUGCACACACAAAGCCAACUGGAUCUGUCGAUUAUAUGGUAUGUCUACCUGCACAUGGAGCUGUUAUUGGAGCUUGGUUUGGGGCUUGGCCAAUGCCACUUGAUUGGGAAAGGCCAUGGCAGGAUGAUGGUAAAUUCAUGAGAGGUGAUGCAACUUUCUUUCUGCGAACUUUUCCUAAACAUCUGUCUCAUCAAUAUCAGUUUUGGAAUGGCCUAUUUGCGUGAGUUAUGGUGUGAUAGCCGGGUACCUGGUUGCUAUGGUGGCAUCUUUCAGUUUCAUACUACUGCGUGGUGAGCGCCAGCAUGUCAAAGGAGAAUAAUUGGUUAAAAAAAUUUGUAGAUUCUCAUCAUUUUUUUGGGAGCAUUUUGGACUACCGUUAACACUUUCUUGUCUCACACAAUUUUUAAUGUUAACCUGAGAUUUAGCACUUAGAUCCUUUUUUUAGCUUUCAAUGUACUUUGGACAUCUUCUAAUCUUAAGUAGAAGAUCUUGUUUAGUUCUCAUUGUCACCAUGAAACGGUGCAUUUCACGUUUAAAUUUUAGCUCAAGAGGUGCAGCUAUGGCGAUUAGCAUCAAUUUAUUCUGAUUGGGACUUGAAUUUUGCCGUCAACAUUUUGUUCUUUCUUUCUUC
Molecule: messenger RNA, 1213 nt
Organism: Camellia sinensis
Lineage: Eukaryota; Viridiplantae; Streptophyta; Magnoliopsida; Ericales; Theaceae
Product: PIGF/3-ketodihydrosphingosine reductase fusion protein-like
Biological process (GO): GPI anchor biosynthetic process
Cellular component (GO): endoplasmic reticulum membrane
Source: RefSeq, a predicted model, not a curated record